UGCAGAACGAAAUUAUGCACCCACAGAAUUAGAAUGUCUAGCCGCUGUCUGGGCAAUGGAAAAUUUUAGAACUUAUCUUUUGCAUCAACCGUUUGAUCUUAUCACUGAUCACGUUGUAUUGCAAUGGUUAUUCAACAAACUUGAUCCUCUCGAAAAUUCAUGUGCUGGAUAA
Messenger RNA from Funneliformis geosporum, 172 nucleotides. The record is from the annotation of a GenBank genome assembly. Lineage: Eukaryota; Fungi; Glomeromycota; Glomeromycetes; Glomerales; Glomeraceae.